UGUUGGGCUCACGGUAUUAGAGCUAAAGCGGCGUCUAACAGGUGUCCUUAAGCCCAAACGUAUCAGUAAAGAGCGAAACCGCGAACAGCCCGAAAAAAAAAAGAGAAUUUUCACAUAUGUUCCUCGUUAAACGAUUUAACCCUGAAAAACUCCUCCAAAAUUUCUUCUCGCCCCUUCCCGGCGAAAAACUCUACCAUUCAAUCCACUCGUCAAACAAGCAAAUCUCCCUCCACAUCCGCAACAAUGACUUCACCUCCGCCCUCAACCUCUUCAACUCCAUGCCCAUGAAAACCACAGUCACCUAUAACUCUCUCCUCUCUUUCUACGCAAAAAGACCUGGCAGCCUCAAUAAUGCACUCCAACUGUUUGCUCAAAUUCCCAGCCCAGAUGUUGUCUCCUACAACACUCUACUUUCUUGUCAUUUCAUUGACCAUGACGCCAAUGGUGCCCGUAGGCUCUUUGACUCGAUGCCGGUUAGAGAUUGUGCUACGUGGAAUGCGAUGGUGUCGGGGUUGUUUAGGCUUGGGAAGGUGGAGGAGGGUAGGGAAAUGUUCGGUAGGAUGACGGAGAGGAAUUUGUUUUCGUGGAAUGUGGUUGUUUCUGGGCUUGUGUCAGUUGGGGAGAUGGAGUUGGCGGAGGAGUAUUUUAGGUUGGCACCUAAUAAGGAUGAUGUUGUUUUGAGGACGGCUUUGAUUUCGGGGUAUAUGAGCAAAGGUAAGAUCAAACAAGCACGAGAGAUUUUUAGUAGCAUGAGAGUUAGGAAUCCAGUCAGUUGGAAUGCUAUGCUAGCUGGGUUCAUCAACAAUGGGCAAUCAGAGGAAGGAUUAAAAUUGUUUAAACUGAUGAUGGGGUCAAUUGAGGUGCGCCCGAACCCAUCAACAUUAAGCAGUGCAUUAUUGGCAUGUAGCAAUCUCUCAGGUUUAAAUUUAGGCAAGCAAAUUCAUCAGUGGGCUUCUAAAUUAUCCUUGAGUCUCGAUAUAACAGUUCAAACCUCAUUAGUGAGCAUGUAUUGCAAGUGUGGGCACUUGGAUGAUGCUUCGAAAUUGUUUAAUGGAAUGGCGAGAAAAGAUGCAGUCUCAUGGAAUGCAAUAAUUUCUGGUUAUGCCCAACACGGACUUGGAAAAAUUGCAAUUGAAUUAUUCCACAAAAUGAAGCAAGAUGCAGUAAAACCUAAUGGAAUCACCUUCGUCGCACUCUUAACAGCAUGUAACCAUUCUGGGCUAACCAAGCUUGGGUCACAUUAUUUUGAAUCAAUGGAGAAAAUUUAUGGUUUGAGUCCCAAAUUGGAUCAUUACUCUUGCAUGAUUGACCUUUUGUGUCGAGCUGGCUCUCUAGGAAAAGCAAUGGACUUGAUCCAAUCAAUGCCUUUUGACCCUCACCCGUCUAUAUUUGGAACUCUCUUGGGUGCAUGUCGGGUCCACAAGAAGUUAGAGUUUGCUGAGUUUGCUGCAGGGAAAUUGAUUGAACUUGACCCACAAAAUGCAGGAUCCUAUGUCCAGCUCGCAAAUGUCUAUGCAUCAAUGAGUAUGUGGAACGAAGUUGCUAGAGUGAGAAAGUUGAUGAAAGAGAAUGAGGCAGUUAAGACUCCUGGCUAUAGUUGGAUAGAAGUUAAGGACGUUGUACAUGAGUUCAGGUCAGGAGACCGAGUUCACUCAGACUUGAAGUUGAUCCAUGAGAAAUUGGAUGAGUUGGAGGUUAGGAUUAAAGGGGCAGGAUAUGUUCCUGAUUUAAGUUAUGUAUUGCAAGAUGUUGGAGUGGAGCAAAAGGAGAGGAUGCUGAUGAGGCAUAGUGAGAAGCUCGCCAUAGCUUUCGGGCUGAUGAAAACUUGUCCUAUGACUACGAUUCGGGUGUUUAAGAAUCUUAGAGUCUGUGGGGAUUGUCACAAUGCUGCCAAGUUCAUUUCUUUGGUUGAAGGGAGAGAAAUUUUGUUGAGGGAUAAUACUAGGUUCCAUCGGUUUAGUAACGGUGGCUGCUCCUGUGGUGAUUACUGGUGAGAAAAUGCAAGCCUUUUCCAUGGAGGAUCUUUUCACCAACAAAUUAAACCCAGAAAGUUCAUAGAGCAACAGAAACUACUCGCAAAAGGACGCAUGUGCGCCUUCAGAGAUCACAAUGGAAGCCUCUUCUUCUCAAGAAGUCGUCUUGUUGGAGGCUGCUUCCUCGAGCGAGCGACAAUUGCCGAUAACAGUGCCUUUAAUUGAGAAG
This is a messenger RNA of Asparagus officinalis (garden asparagus), 2202 nucleotides long. RefSeq names its product pentatricopeptide repeat-containing protein At4g16835, mitochondrial. The transcript is spliced from 3 exons. The record is from RefSeq and is a predicted model, not a curated record. Bases 117 to 1994 code for a protein of 625 amino acids. Gene Ontology annotation, biological process: RNA modification. Lineage: Eukaryota; Viridiplantae; Streptophyta; Magnoliopsida; Asparagales; Asparagaceae. Gene Ontology annotation, molecular function: protein binding; zinc ion binding; RNA binding.